AUGGAAGUCUCCGGUGAAUCAGUUAUGGCGGGAUUUAUUCCAGAAUAUUUUUACAACUUCCUGGAUGAAUUAGACGAACACCCUUGGCUGUUCUCAGCCCUCGCAUCAAUACUAGUGGGAUUAAGUGGAAUAUUGCCUUUGCUCAUCAUUCCGAUCGAUAAAACUGCCACUUUUAAGGACGGGGCCGGUGCGGCUACCCUGAGGAUUCUACUGAGCUUCGCCGUCGGUGGUCUACUUGGCGACGUGUUCCUCCAUCUCCUGCCCGAGGCGUGGCAGUACGACCUCGCGAAUACAAAAGAUGGAGAGCAUGUCUCCAUGAAAUGUGGCCUCUGGUGCCUCUUCGGGAUGCUGGUCUUCAUCGUGGUGGAGAAGCUGUUUGCCGUCGCCGAGGAUCACGAGGACUCGGAGGAAGAGGAGAAGAAGGAAGGCGCCAACGGCGCCAUCAAGCAGAUAGAGAUAGAGGAGAUAGAGAAGCUGCUGAUUGCCGAGAGGAAGAGCAGGGGAAUGGAGAAUGGCGGGCUUUGCGGCGGCAACGGAAAGGUGACGGCCCGACAGCUGUACGAUACCUGCGUGUUUAACAACAACACGAAAGGCGAAGGCAGUUGCUGCAACGCGGAUUCGAACCCGAACGGCGCGGUUCGCUGCAAGGGCAGCAACCGCUGGAUGGGCAGGUGCCUCCUCCGCGAGGCAAAGGAGAAGGCGAUGCAGGCGAGCAAGGAGAAGAGCGAGAGGAAAGAUGUGGCUGGCUAUCUGAAUCUGAUGGCCAACUCCAUCGACAACUUCACCCACGGCCUGGCAGUGGGUGGUUCCUUCCUGGUGGGGUUCCGCGUGGGCCUCCUCACCACAUUCGCCAUCUUGGAACUACUCCAUCGACACUUCAUUCAAACUUCACCCACUGCCUGGCAGUGGGUGGUUCCUUGCGCUGGUUGGGUUCCGCUGGGCCUCCUCACCACAUUCGUUGGCGUCGCCAUCUUGGAGGCGAAGACCUCCUGGAUCGCGCCUUUCACCGCGGGCGGCUUCCUUCACAUCGCGCUGGUGACCGUCCUGCCAGACCUCCUCAGGGAGGACGACAAGAGAGAGUCGGCCAAGCAUCUGGCAGCGCUGCUGGCCGGAAUAGGGGUCAUGGCCUUCAUGACAAAGUACUUCGGC
Molecule: messenger RNA, 1149 nt
Organism: Iphiclides podalirius (scarce swallowtail)
Lineage: Eukaryota; Metazoa; Arthropoda; Insecta; Lepidoptera; Papilionidae
Source: the annotation of a GenBank genome assembly